Molecule: messenger RNA, 1387 nt
Organism: Periophthalmus magnuspinnatus
Lineage: Eukaryota; Metazoa; Chordata; Actinopteri; Gobiiformes; Gobiidae
Gene: cpo
Product: carboxypeptidase O
Exons: 9
Coding region: 33-1103 (356 amino acids)
Biological process (GO): proteolysis
Molecular function (GO): metallocarboxypeptidase activity; zinc ion binding
Source: RefSeq, a predicted model, not a curated record
UCUGUUCAAACGUCAACUCCUCAGUUUUCACCAUGGACCUGGCACUAGCACUAACCCUGGUCUUUCUCUGUUCUGUGGGUGCUACACAAGCUAACAGAGUGCAGUAUGACUACUUCAAGUAUCAUAGUAUGCAAGAGAUCACCAAAUGGAAGUCAGACAUAGCUGCUGCUCAUAAAGAGGUAGUGCGCAUUAUUGAAUAUGGAAAAACCUACGAAAAUAGAACCAUCGACCUCCUCAAGAUAGGUCUACCCGGUCUUAACAAGAAAGUUGUUUGGAUGGAUUGUGGAAUACAUGCAAGAGAGUGGAUUGCACCUGCUUUCUGCCAAUAUUUCGUCAAAAUGAUUCUUGAAACCUACAAAACAGACCCUAAAAUGGAGCUGAUGAUGAAAAACAUGGACUUCUAUGUGACCCCCGUUCUUAAUGUGGACGGGUACAUGUUCUCCUGGUUAAAUGAAACCACUCGUUUGUGGAGGAAGAACAGAACUCCUGGUCCUUGUGGCUGCACUGGGACUGACCUCAACAGAAACUUUUACUCAAAUUGGGGAACUGUGGGUGUCUCCUUCGACUGUUGCUCUCAGACGUUCCCAGGACAGGGACCAGUGUCGGAGCCUGAAGCCCAGGCCGUGACUCAGUUUGUGCGGAACAUCUCAGACAGUGUCCUAGCCUUCCUCACUAUCCACUCCUACGGACAGCUGUUGCUCAUUCCAUACGGACAUCCUGAGGUCAUCGCACCCAACCAGGAUGAACUGAUGGAGGUGGGAUUGGCUGCAGCUGAGGCCAUAGAGAAAGUCCAUGGAAUGAAGUACAAAGUGGGCACAUCUCCAACCAUUCUGUAUGCAAACUCAGGCUCAUCUCGGGACUGGGCACGACUCCAGGGCAUCCCCUACUGUUUUACUUUUGAACUGCGGGACAACGGCACUCACGGCUUUGAGCUGCCGCAGGAGCAGAUCCAGCCGGCCUGUGAGGAGGCCUACAGCGGAGCCUUGCACAUCAUCAACUACGCUCACGACAAGGCCUUCAAUAUCUACAAUAAGGCUCCUACUGCUGCUGGGGCCUUGUGGGGGGCCCUAUUGGUCACUCUGCUCACCAAGUGGAUCAUGUAAUCAUGUAAUAUGAAACAAGACUAAACAAGGGAUAAACCAGGACUUACCUUACUUACUUCACCUCUAACAAACUUACAGACGGUAGCUUUAAAGGAACUGUACGUUUCCUAUGCUCUUGCAGUUUUGAAGUUUUGAAGUUUUGAAGUGAACCUGGGUUGCCAGAGCCUUGGAUAUAUACUUACAUAUAUAUGGAUAUAUCCAAUGUAUCACAUUUAAUCUGUUUUUUACAAUGCAACGCAGUGUCUUUCUUUGAUUUAAGUUCUGUAUAAUUCAAUAAAGCCUUG